Messenger RNA from Oryzias melastigma (Indian medaka), 3222 nucleotides. Its product is annotated as serine/threonine-protein phosphatase 4 regulatory subunit 3-A. Gene Ontology annotation, cellular component: protein phosphatase 4 complex; nucleoplasm. Gene Ontology annotation, molecular function: protein phosphatase activator activity. NCBI's taxonomy places the organism in Eukaryota, Metazoa, Chordata, Actinopteri, Beloniformes, Adrianichthyidae. The record is from RefSeq and is a predicted model, not a curated record. Gene Ontology annotation, biological process: protein dephosphorylation; DNA damage response.
GACACACUCAUUGUUUGGUCAGAAGCGGAUAAUUACGACCUUGCUCUGAGCUUCCAGGAAAAGGCCGGCUGCGAUGAGAUUUGGGAAAGGAUCUGUCAGGUACAAGGCAAAGACCCCGCUCUGGACAUCACUCAGGACCCCAUCGAUGAAUCAGAGGAGGACCACUUUGAGGAAAUUCCCGAGACGAGCCACUUGGUCGAGCUCCCGGCGUGCGAAUUGGGUCGACUGGAGGAAAUCGCCGACCUGGUCACCUCGGUUCUCUCCUCCCCCAUUCGGCGGGAAAAACUAGCACUGGCUCUGAUGAGUGAGGGCUACAUAAAGAAACUGCUGGGCCUCUUCAGAGUAUGCGAGGACCUGGACAACAGAGAAGGCCUGCACCACCUCUAUGAGAUCGUGCGGGGGGUCUUGUUCCUCAACAAAGCCGCCCUUUUCGAGGUGAUGUUCUCAGAUGACUGUAUCAUGGAUGUGGUCGGUUGCCUCGAGUACGACCCGGCGUUGGUUCAGCCGAAAAGACAUCGGGAAUUCUUGACCAAGACGGCUAAGUUUAAGGAAGUGAUCCCGAUCACGGACUCUGAGCUUCGGCAGAAAAUCCACCAGACCUACCGGGUUCAGUACAUCCAGGACAUAAUACUGCCUACGCCCUCAGUGUUUGAGGAGAACUUCCUGUCCACCCUCACCUCCUUCAUUUUCUUCAACAAAGUGGAGAUUGUCAGUAUGUUGCAGGAGGACGAGAAGUUCCUCACGGAGGUCUUUGCACAGCUCACAGAUGAAGCCACAGACGACAGUAAAAGGAGAGAGCUGGUGAACUUCGUCAAGGAAUUCUGCGCUUUCUCCCAAACUUUGCAGCCACAAAACAGAGAUGCCUUUUUUAAAACUUUGGCAAAUUUGGGGAUUUUACCUGCCCUGGAAAUAGUCAUGGGAAUGAACGACCUCCAGGUGAGGGCGGCGGCGACGGACAUCUUCUCCUACCUGGUGGAAUUCAGCCCCUCCAUGGUCAGGGAGUUCGUCAUGCAGGAGCCUCAGCAGACGGACGACGAUGUUCUGCUGAUAAACGUGGUGAUCAAGCAGAUGAUUUGUGACUCGGACCCUGAGUUAGGAGGAGCCGUUCAGCUGAUGGGCCUUCUCCGGACUCUCAUUGAUCCUGAGAACAUGCUGGCGUCCACCAAUAAAACAGAGAAAACGGAGUUUCUGAGUUUCUUCUACAAGUACUGCAUGCACGUCCUCACAGCUCCCCUGCUGGCCAACACGGCGCAUGACAAGACCUCCAAAGAUCAACAGGAGGGAUCCACAAAGAUCAACCCCGUCUGUCCCGACAACUUCCAGACAGCUCAGCUGUUGGCUCUGAUCCUGGAGCUGCUCACCUUCUGUGUGGAACACCACACCUACCACAUCAAGACGUACAUCAUGAACAAAGACCUGCUCAGGAGAGUGCUGGUGCUCAUGAACUCAAAGCACACCUUCCUCGCUCUUUGUGCCCUGCGUUUCAUGCGCAGGAUCAUCGGUUUAAAAGACGAGUACUACAACCGCUACAUCAUCAAAGGGAACCUGUUCGAGCCCGUCAUAAACGCCCUGCUGGACAACGGCACGCGAUACAACCUCCUCAACUCGGCCAUCAUCGAGCUCUUCGAGUUCAUCAAAGUGGAGGACAUCAAAUCUCUCAUCGCUCACAUUGUGGAUAACUUUUACAAAGCACUUGAACCCAUCGAGUACGUUCAGACCUUUAAGGGCCUGAAGGGGCGCUACGAACAGGAAAAAGACCGGCAGAGUCAGAGACUCAACAGAUAUCGCAGAGAUGCGCGAUCGCUGGACGAGGAUGAAGAGAUGUGGUUCAAUGAUGACGAGGACGAUGAAGAUGCAGAGGCAACGGAGAAAAGGAUGGAAGACGACUUCUCUGACAGCUACGGCAAGUUCAUGGAAGCCAAAAAGGGUGCUGCCAACGCAGCAAACGGUGCCAACAAUGGGAAGGCAGCGGCGAUCGCUCCUGCUUCUCCAGUCGUCUCUCCGAACAGCAGUCCGUCGUCCUCCGUCAAAACCGUGGCUCUGCCUCCUACCUGUGUCGUAAAGCCGACUCUUGUCGUCGGUUUGGUGGAUUAUCCAGAUGAUGAAGAUGAAGAAGAUGACGAGGAGGAGGAAGAUCAGUCUCCAAGGAAACGACCCCGUUUGAGCUCUUAAAGUCAGUUUGCCGCAGUGGAUGGACGCCGUCCCUCCAAACCCUCCUCCUCCGGUCCUCGGCCUGCCCGUGCCAUCUGUCGGUCUCGGCGAGAAGAGGACGAGCACCCGCCUUACCCAGAAUUCUCGGCUGCACUGUUUCUCCGUCGGUUGGAGAUGUGUGGACAGGCAGAUCAUCGUGAUCCUCGUGGCUGCUGUUUUUUAUUUUUUUUUCAUAAUGCUAUUUCUUUUGGCCUUUCCUGGAAGAGCCAACCCUCCAAAAAAACGAAAAAAAAAAAAACCCAAACUUUCUGCUUUCUUAAACCUUGGAAAAACCUCUCUCUGCUCUCCUGGUUUUUAUUUUUCCCGUUAUCCUAUUUCUACUCACCUGCUGUUGGAAGUGGUUCUCGCUUCCACUGUUGCACCCGCGGCGAGGAGUCUGUAGCAGCCAAGGAUCACACGGGAACUCAUCGCUCUCCAGCCUAAACCAAUGAGCUCCAGAGGCGCAGGAAGCAACACAACAGCCAGCGUACAACCAUUGAGCUGGCCAGUCAGGCUAGCAGGACUAGCCACUGUAGAAGUAGAAAGCUUGACUGGCUGAAGCCGACGUUUGCUACCCUGCCACAGAACCAUUUCUUACUAGUUUUGUCAGAAAAAUGGGUCUAGGCAGCUUAAAACAAUGACUAGAGAAGGAAGGUGAAAAAAACAGGAUCCGCUUUGUCCAGUGGAGCAGGACUGGAACCUUAAAAGCCAUGGCGUGAGUUUGAAGUCAAGGAAAACACCGUCUCACAAGACUGCGUUAGCCAGAAGUCCUGUAUUUCAUGUCAAAGUACUGUACAGAUCUUUUUUUUCUCCCCUUUUUAAUCAUUUCUUGCUGUGAUUUUGAAAGGGAUUAGAGACACCCACCGGCUUGUACUUUCUUUUUUUGUUUGUCAUUGUGCAAAAAGGUGGGGGUCACUUUUCACUCUCUGUCCAGUGUUUUUUGAUUUAAUGUAAAAUACAGAAAGGUUGCAAAUGCUGGUUUUAAAAAAAUAACACAUUAAAACUUGCAGUAAAGUCACUUUUGCAACGUUC